This is a messenger RNA of Rotaria socialis, 936 nucleotides long. Lineage: Eukaryota; Metazoa; Rotifera; Eurotatoria; Philodinida; Philodinidae. The record is from the annotation of a GenBank genome assembly.
AUGUCUAGUCUAUUCGACAAAACAGAGAAAUUCGUUAAAUUUAAUCGAAAUCAAUCUAAAGAAGCGCAAAUAAAAAAUGUCUUUAAUCCAUUCACACGAACGCUUAUUGAUGAACAACUCGCAAAGGAUCUAGGGAUUAUUUCUAAUGGUUAUUAUCGGAAUUGUUAUGGCGGAUUGGUUCCCAUACAUAUCGCAGCAAGUCAAGGUUUUAUUCAGUUCUCAACAAAUGACGAAAUCGAAAUUGAAUAUCGUUCAAAACAAUAUCCUCUCAUCGCUUAUCUAAGUAUUCGUCAAGCUUACGAUCCUAUUCAGCAAUGUAUGAUAUCCUGUCGGCAAGCAAUCGAAAACAAAAUUCUAAAUCUCGAAUUUUUCUUAUAUACAUAUUUAAAUCUAAACAUGGAGAUUCACGAAGGAUUUAAUCGUGGUCUAAUUAUUGGCGAAUUACGAACACAAACAACCGAAUCAAAACCAAUCAGUUAUGUAAAUGAAAAACAAGAUAUUGAAUAUGAGAAUCUAUUUUCAUCAUUAACAAAUAUUAUAAAUAGCCUAAGUGAAUUUCGAAAUACAAUAAAUAUUAUUGACGAAUGUGAAUUAACAUCAGAUGGUUUUAUUCGCCAUAAGAAAACAGAUAAAUUCUAUUUAUUAACACAAGCUAUACAACUUGGUUUUGUUGCAAUUAAAGAUAAUUCUCUAAAUGUCGACGAUUCGAAAAAUAAUUCAAUGCUGCUAAACGAUUCGGUGUCAUGGGAUAAGAAUGGAACACUUACUGCACAGGAAGCUAUUCCAUUUUUCUCUGAUACUUUUAUUUUUGAUUUAUUAACAACAACAACAACAACAACAACAACAACGCCAACUAAAUCAAUACAUGAAUCACAAGAAGGCGCUCUAGAUUCAACAAACACGAAAAGAUUUUUACCUGUGAUGAAUAGUGGUUGA